AGUGCGCGAAAUUCAAUUUCUCUUCCGGUUGAAAGAGACUUCAGAAUGAGUGAAGAGACUGCUCCUGAUACACCAACGGAGACAGAGUCUGUACAGUGUACCAGUACACCUUUAUCAUGUGACCCAAAAGCAAAUGUUGCUGAGAUGUUCAAAAAGAUGGGAGAUCAGUUGGGAUGGUUCAAAUACAAUAAUUUAGAAACAGCACUGAAGACAUUGUCCAAGAGUAGCAAAAAAAGAUCAACAAAAUCCAGAGUUGGUAAAGUGGCGAAUGGUUCAGAUAAAGAAAAGGAAUCACUGAAUGCCCACAGAUCCAAAGAAAAUCCCCUCCUAGAGAAAGUUACAGAAAAACACAAGCUCUCUUUUAACUCAUCACCACUGCAGGAGAAACAAAUACAUAGCAGUAAUGAAGACUUUAUAGAACAAGUCUUACCCAGGAAAUCCAAAGCCUGUAUUGAUUUAACUAAGGAAUGGAAAGAAACAAAGAAAAAACUGAAGAAGACAACUCGCAUAUCCAUUAUUCCAUCAGCAGAUACAGAAAAUAUAUCACCAGUUUUUCCUAUAAACAGGGACAAAAGGUACUCCAUUUCAACUGUCGAAGUUGGAAAUCCCAUUCAAGAAUCUACAAGAAUUCACAGCAGAGAAAGCAUUGACAAGCUUCUAGACUUGUCCAGUAGUUCCAACCUUUCAGAAAAAGAGAGUUCACAAAACAAAAGUACAAGACAAAGCUUAACUGAGGAAGAUUCUUAUAGACAGCUCAAUAUAAUGAAAGAUGGAAAACAAUCACACUGUCCUAAGGAAGAUCUGACUAAUUCCAUAAGUGUGAUGCAGGUUAACAGAUCAAGACAUGAAGAAACACAGCUUUACACCACAGCUCCUUGUGAGGUAUUGGAGCCUGGUCCUGCUUUUCAGACUGUGAUGGAAGGUUUAGGUGAUGAUAUUCCAGAGGAAGCUGUCCAGACAUUAGAAGAUUUACAGAGCAUCCCCGAGAGUUCUGUCGAGAGUGCAGAAAGGACAGAUAACUCUUCCUACAUAGAGAUUGAGGACGCUUCAGCUCAAGCAGAUGUCAAAGAGAUAUCGGUAAAAUGUUUAUCUGUUUCUAAAUCUCAGAAACCUGGAACUGAUUCCUCUCAGAAUGAUUUAUUGCAGAACAGCAGUGAUAGCUCUGGAAUAUAUUCUGUUCAUGAACCGAUUGUUAUAGUAACUGAUGUUGAGACAGAAGAAGUAUCCAAUCGUGUGGAAGAAAGUACUGAUUCCUCUUAUGUUGAAAUAGAAGAUGUUUCCUUACAGACCAGUGCAGUUGUUCAUAGCCAGAAAGACUUUGAUGAGGAUACAGAGUCGGGGUCUUCAUAUGUGGAGGUAGAAGAGAGAUCAUUCCAGACAAGCUUCAUCAAAGGUUCACAAAAAGAUGAUCAUGGAAGCAAAAUUUCUUCUGGGAAAGCUACACAAAACCUUGAUAUCCAUUAUGUAGAGAGGGAGGGGGAUAGAUAUUUUAAAACAGAACAGAAUUUGUCCUCAGAGGAAAAUUUCAUUGAAAAUUCAGAGAAAUGUAAAAGUAAGGAAGAAAGUGGAAGUAUGGGUCACACUAACUUCAGCAGCGAUGAAGAAAGCUUUAGUGAUGGCCUCUUUACUCCUGUAACAAAGAAUGUUGUCCAAAAGGCACCAGGUGUUACAAAUGUGAGAAUAACUCCAGAGGUGGAAAAGGUCAUACUGGAUAAUGGGACUGAAGAUUUAAAUGAAGAAAAGGAAUGUAUAGUAGAAAAUUCAUCAGACUUGGAUGACUCUUUACCAGACAUUGAUCAAAGGAUAAAACACACCAAAGACAAAGUGGGAAACAGUGCCAGUAAAUUGAAAACAGCAAAAUAUGUGGACAUUUCCUCAGACUCAGACAAUGAUUUACCUGAUGUUAAGGGGGCAGGGUUACAGUGGGAUGAGGGAAUUCUGUCGUCCGAUUCCGAUGAUUUUCUCUCUGAUCGAGGCUUUUCUGCUAAAAAGAACAAAGCAUCCAGUAAAACUGGUCAAGAACAACCUAGUACCGUCCACUGGAGGACACCAAAGCAUUACAAGAGUGAAUCUAGUGAUGUAUACCAGAAUCAUUGUAUGUUGAUUGUUGCAGUCUUCCAGAAGAUGAAAGCACCCAAGAAAGUGUCACCAAAGGAAACUCCAAAGAAGAACACAAGCCUUGAUCAGUUUAUUGUGGAGGAUGAUGAGAUGAGCAGCAGUGACAAUGAUGAAGACUUUUAUAUCACCACCAGUAACAUCCUCACCACACCACACCGGGCACACAGGAAGGUGGAACCAGUUUUGUUGGAUAACAGUGAAGAUGACAUCUUUAAAUCUGACAUUAAGCCCAUCAUAAGAAAACCAAGACAGAAGAUUCAAAAGACGACAAGCAGGGAGAGAGACUUGUGGGAGGAGAAGGAAGAACCCAAGUAUAACUUCCUGAAGUCCCUGUCGACAGACACCCCCGAGGACAGAUGUGAUAGAGAGGCUCUCAGGUACACUAAGAAUUUCAAAAAGAUGAAAGAAGACUUAACAAACAGACUGUUUAAACUGUACAAUGAAACUGUCUUUGAAAAUAAGCUUCCGGAGGAUUUGCUGAUAUUGUGGAACAAUCGCCUCCUGAAGACAGCUGGUUACUGUGUGUACAAGAAGAACGCCAAGACUCAAGACAGCAGCUCAGUGAGAGUCGAGCUCUCCACCAAAGUCUGCGACUCACCGGAGAGAGUGAGGGACACAUUGAUCCACGAACUCUGUCACGCUGCUGUUUGGCUGCUUCACGGCAAAAACGACGGCCAUGGUCCCUACUGGAGGAUAUGGGCCAAAAAGGCUAAUUUGACUCAUCCUGAAAUUCCUAUCAUUGCCCGUUGCCAUAGCUACAGUAUUUCUACUAAAUACACAUAUCAGUGCAGUAAAUGUGGAUACAGUAUUGGUCGACACUCAAAAUCGCUGGACACUUCAAGAAAGGUGUGUGGAUUCUGUCACGGACAGUUUAUCCUGAUUAACAACCGACAGAUGUCCCAGGGGUCAGGUUCUACUCCGGCAACUCCCAGGACCCCCAACAAGUUCGCCAUGUACGUCAAAGAAAACUACGGGACCAUGAAGGAGAGGGAGAAAGACCUCAAACACGGGGAAAUCAUGAAACUUUUGGGGAAGGCAUUUACUGAAAGCAAUAAAAUCAGCUAAGACAUGAGGCAAAGAAUGACAUCAGCAUAUGCUGGAUAAAUAGGAAGGUGAAAAAAAGGGAAUUUUAUUUCCAGUGUAGAAAAAGUUAAACAUUAGAAAACAAUAUAAGUUUUAUACUGAAUUUUACCUCUGGCAGGUGCUUGCCUUAUUUUAUACAGAUGAAAUUAUAAGUACUGUCUGUUGGUAAAACUGUUGUAGGAGAUUGUAUUUACAUUUCACUUCUAAUGUGUGAGUUGUACUUGCAGUAUUUUGCUGCAUUGCAUCUGCAUGUUUAAUGGGAAAAUUUCAAGCAAUUCUUCUAUGUAAAUUGUUGCUUUCUGAUAUAUUAAUGAAUAAAGCAAUGUACUUAUU
Saccostrea cuccullata (small rock oyster) is the source of this 3534-nucleotide messenger RNA. Its product is annotated as germ cell nuclear acidic protein-like. Bases 46 to 3183 code for a protein of 1045 amino acids. Gene Ontology annotation, cellular component: nucleus. NCBI's taxonomy places the organism in Eukaryota, Metazoa, Mollusca, Bivalvia, Ostreida, Ostreidae. The transcript has 14 exons. The record is from RefSeq and is a predicted model, not a curated record.